UGGCCGCGCCGUGGAUCGCAGCCUGGCGCUACAGCUCGCUUGCCAGCAGCUGUUCCCCGUGCUGCGGCAAGCGUUCGAGGACCGUUGGGUGACUACGCAUGCUGCCUGGUGUGGUUGUGUUUGCGCCUCUAGCAUUCUGCUGGAUGGCAAUGAGAAGCUCGAGGAGCAUUUGCUGCAGGUUCAUGCUGCCCGCUUGCGCGACCGCCGGCGGCAGAGGUGGCAGCCGCGUGCAGCGCGGACUCCGCCUGCACAAGUGCGGGCGCCAGAGGCGGCUGACUGCAACACCUGCAAAGCCCGCAGCGUCCGCGCCUGCCAGCGUGGCGGCAUCCUUUGUGCGACCUUCGGCUGUGGCAUUGUCAUGCCUCCCCAGCGCUUCCACGUGGCUGAAUCUUUGCCGCAGGUAGCAGCCUACGUGGAGCACCUGCUGCGAAUCAAUCCAGGCGUGGCUGCGGCCCCGCUGCUGCCUGUCAUCAGCAAGGCACCUGGAACACCGACUGUGUGCUCCUCACCUUUGCCGACCCUGCUGGAUCCGGCCUCUGGCGUUGUUCCUGCGUCCGGGGAUGCAGCGGCCAGCGUGCGUUUCCCGGGAGACUCUCGAAACCUUACAGCCGCUCCUCCAGCGGGAUCCGCGGGCAGCAAAAGGCUCCCCGCCGCCGCCCGCAUCUGGACGACUUCUGCUUCGUCGCUCCUCUUGUUUGGGUCCGGGCCGGAGCUUUCAUUGAUGCCGUGCAUCGUGGAUCAGAGAGUUCUACAACCCUCCGGCUGUGGCAG
Messenger RNA from Durusdinium trenchii, 771 nucleotides. NCBI's taxonomy places the organism in Eukaryota, Dinophyceae, Suessiales, Symbiodiniaceae. The record is from the annotation of a GenBank genome assembly.